AUGGCAAACAAAUAUUUAAAAGAAGAAAGUGAAUUAUUUGAAUUAGAACCAAAAAGUGUUUUAAAUCCUUUAAUUGCUCUUAGAGUAAUCAAAAAAUUAACAAAAACUUGGAAAGAAAUUAAAAAAGAAAUUCAAUCAGAUUUGGCUGAAAAUUAUUUAAAAAAUACUUCAAAUCAAAGAGAAACUCGUUUUCCUAAUGAGGCUGAUUUAAAUGGAGCAAUUCAAGGAUUAUUACGUUUACAGGAUACUUACAAAUUAAAAACUAAAGAUUUGGCUAAUGGAAUUGAUUAUCAUCACUCAAUAUUAUGGAUGGAAGAAGCAAAUGAACGUUAUUAUUUACUCGAAAAAGAAUUUACAGAAAUCAACAAAUCUGAUAUUUUAAAUAUUUUGUCAAUUUCCUUAUAUAAACAAGGAAAUUUAAAGAGAGCUUUAAUUAUUAAUGAUAAAUUAAUUGAAUUAGAUCCUUUAUAUCCAAAUGCCACAAAUAAUUCAAAAUUAUAUGAACAAGAAUUAUUAGCUAAUGGAGUUGUUGAAGAAGAUUUUCGUUUAAAUAUACCUCCAUUAAAUAAUUAUAGAUCAUUAAAUGAUUCCUACAUAGAUUCUGUUGAUUAUCAAGUUUUUGAAGAACUUUGUCGUGGCGAGAAGGAAAUUAAUAUAACACAAAUAUCUCAACUUUAUUGUUAUUACAAAAUGGACCGCCCAUUCCUUCGUUUAGCCCCAAUUAAAGUCGAAAUUAUUCGAUUCGAGCCUUUGGCUGUUAUAUUUCGCAAUAUUAUUGCUGAUGAGGAAAUUGAAAUUCUAAAACGUUUAUCAAUGCCAAGAAUGUCUAGAUCUAAAGUUCAACACCUCAAGACUGGGGAACCUAUCAUUGCUCCUUACAGGAUAAGCAAAAUUGCUUGGCUUUAUCCUGGGGAAAAUAAAGUUGUUUUACAAUUAUUUAAGCGUAUGGUGUUUAUGACAAACUUAAAUAUGUUAUCGGCUGAGCCUGUUCAGGUUGGAAACUAUGGAAUUGGUGGACAUUUUAGACCACAUUUUGAUUUUGCUAGGGAUAAUUCAACAAAUACAAAAGAAUCACAAAAAGGAUAUCAUUUUUUGAAUUUAGGCACUAGAAUUGCAACAGCUUUAUUUUAUUUAAGUACCCCAGAAAAGGGGGGAUAUACAGUUUUUAGUAAUGUUAAAACAUUUGUUAAACCAACUAAAAAUGAUGCUCUUUUUUGGUAUAAUUUGUGGAGAAGUGGAAAUGGGGAUUUUAGAACACGACAUGCAGCUUGCCCUGUUUUGCUAGGCGAUAAAUGGGUUUCUAAUUCAUGGAUACAUGAAGGAGGACAAGAAUUUUUUCGUCCCUGUGGUUUAGAUCCAUCAAUACAAGAACGUUAUGUUGGUGAUUUGGGAGGUCCUGAACCUAAAAAAUAUCCAAAUAUAUCACCAUAUUGUAAAGAAGGAGUAUAUUGUGAAUGA
Molecule: messenger RNA, 1458 nt
Organism: Meloidogyne enterolobii
Lineage: Eukaryota; Metazoa; Nematoda; Chromadorea; Rhabditida; Meloidogynidae
Source: the annotation of a GenBank genome assembly